AUCAAAGCCCGUCAACCUUCAAUAUGACAGAAAAGACUAAACCAAACGUCAAAACGUCGUAAAUGUCUCGGUGGGAACCGCAAAAAAUUGUAAACAUAUGAAAAAAUACAAAAAAAUAAUCAUGUGAACCGCAAAUACUUAGCAUGAUAAGUGUCAGAGGGUUGAUUGUUGUAAUGUUGAGAAGCGCUUUCAUCGUCGCUUUCCUCAACAUUCCCAACCCGAUCGUGGCCUUCACUGGCAUCAAGAACUGGUCGCGAAAAGCCCUCUACCAGAAAAUCGACCUCUGCACCCAAUCCUGCUACAGCCAGAUUAUCCCAGGUCUUUAUCUUAGCAAUGCAAGGGCGGCUGCCGACAAAGAUGUACUCAGGCGGCUCAACAUCACGCAUGUCCUCACCAUUGAGGCUCAUCGCUUGCCGAAGUCCACAUUCUAUGAUACAAACAUCAGCACGCUCUUCAUUAGGGCCUACGACACUCCUCAGACCAACCUGCUGCCAUACUUUCCAAUGGCCAACGCGUUCAUCGAUGAGGGAAUCCAGAAGGGGAAUGUCCUCGUUCACUGCCACUUGGGAUCAAGAUCCGCCACGAUAGUGAUGGCGUACCUCAUGGAGAAAUACAAGCUGAGUUUUGAGCAGGCGUUUGUAUAUGUAAGGCAGAGAAGAAGGUUCAUCAACCCUAACCCUGGCUUCGUGAGCCAGUUGAGAGAGUACCAGAGGCAGAACUACGACGUGAACGGUUUCCACCGCUUCGAAGCGUAUAUGAACGUCAAUGCUCGGAAGCAUAAGUACAAGAUAGCUUCGUUUGCUGCAGUGAUGGUUGGGAUUUUAGUUCCCAUAGCUGUCUUGGUUGGUUGACAUUGAACAGUGCAAGUAUUUGUAAUUAAUAAA
This is a messenger RNA of Manduca sexta (tobacco hornworm), 884 nucleotides long. Its product is annotated as dual specificity protein phosphatase 1B. Gene Ontology annotation, molecular function: protein tyrosine/serine/threonine phosphatase activity. Lineage: Eukaryota; Metazoa; Arthropoda; Insecta; Lepidoptera; Sphingidae. Gene Ontology annotation, cellular component: cytoplasm. The record is from RefSeq and is a predicted model, not a curated record. Gene Ontology annotation, biological process: protein dephosphorylation.